UUCGCCAUUUUCUUUGUCGCUUUGUCGCGCUGUGGGGUAUUCGGAAUUCUGUGAUCAAAAAGUUGUUAAUAAGCAUUGAAAAUGGAGAUGUCACUUAAUCCCGUGCGCGUACUCAAGAAUGAGGCGCAGGAGGAGAAAGCGGAAAUGGCGCGUCUAUCGUCGUUUAUCGGUGCUAUUGCCAUCGGUGAUCUGGUGAAGAGCACACUGGGACCCAAGGGCAUGGACAAAAUCCUGGUGGCUGCCGGCCGUAAUGCGGGCCGUGUGGAGGUCACCAACGAUGGUGCGACCAUAUUGCGUGCCGUUGGCGUCGAUAAUCCAGCUGCCAAGAUUCUGGUCGAUAUGUCGCGUGUACAGGAUGAGGAGGUCGGCGACGGCACCACAUCCGUUACCGUCCUGGCCGCCGAAUUGUUGCGCGAGGCGGAGAAACUUGUCGAACAGAAGCUGCAUCCACAGAUCAUUGUGUCCGGCUGGCGUGUGGCCACCCAAGUGGCUCUCGAGGCAUUGACCGCUGCUGCUCAGGAUAAUUCCACUAAUAAUGAGAAAUUCAAGAAUGAUUUACUCAACAUUGCACGCACCACAUUGUCAUCCAAGAUCCUGCAUCAGCACAAGGAUUUCUUUGCCAAUCUGGCUGUGGAUGCUGUGCUGCGUCUCAAGGGAUCUGGCGAACUGAAGGCUAUACAAAUCAUCAAAAAGUCCGGUGGCACACUGAACGAGUCUUUCCUCGAUGAAGGCUUUCUGCUGGACAAGAAGCCCGGCGUGCAUCAGCCACAGCGUAUUGAAAAUGCAAAGAUUCUCAUUGCCAACACUCCAAUGGACACGGACAAAAUUAAAGUAUUUGGCAGCAGCAUCAAGGUUGAUUCUUUGGCCAAGAUCGCCGAUCUGGAGAUGGCUGAGAAGGAGAAGAUGAAAGAGAAAGUGGACAAGAUAUUGUCACACAAAUGCAAUGUGUUCAUCAAUCGCCAGCUUAUCUACAAUUAUCCAGAGCAGCUAUUCGCUGAUGCCCAGAUCAUGUCCAUUGAGCAUGCUGAUUUCGAUGGCAUUGAGCGUUUGGCCAUCUGCACUGGUGCCGAGAUUGUGUCCACCUUUGAGAAUCCCGCUUUGGUCAAGCUUGGCGAGUGCAAGCUCAUUGAGCAGGUGAUGAUCGGCGAGGACACAUUGUUGCGUUUCAGCGGUGUCAAGCUGGGCGAAGCCUGUUCCAUUGUCAUUCGUGGCGCCACACAACAGAUCCUGGAUGAGGCUGAUCGUUCCCUGCAUGACGCCCUCUGCGUCCUGGCUGCCACCGUCAAGGAGUCACGCAUUGUCUACGGCGGCGGCUGCUCCGAGGCACUGAUGGCCAACGCCGUGCUAAAGAAGGCGGCCGAAACCCCCGGCAAGGAAGCCAUUGCUAUUGAGGCCUUUGCACGUGCACUGUUGUCACUGCCCACGGCAAUCGCUGACAAUGCCGGCUUCGAUUCGGCUCAACUGAUCUCGGAGCUGCGCGCUGGUCAUGCUCAGGGCAAUCAUAAUCUGGGACUGGACAUGAACAAUGCCAAGGUGGCCGAUGUCCGUGAGCUGGGCAUCACCGAGUCAUUUGCCGUUAAGAGCCAGGUUCUGUUGUCUGCAUCCGAGGCAGCCGAAAUGAUUCUUCGCGUUGAUGAUAUCAUCAAGUGUGCGCCGCGUCGUCGUGUUCCCGAUAGGGGCUACUGUUAAACAUUGAUUCUUUCUUCUUAAGUAUUUUUGUCUAGGAUUUUUUUUAAAGCCUUACAACUCUCGUUUAACAUCAUCGCUAAUUUUAUGUUCUGCUUAAACAAAUAACUAUACAAAAAAAAAAACCACAACAACACAUACACACAAACACACACACUCGCACUCGUAUAAGCACCAGCUCAAUUGGCAUUCUUCAAAUUGUUUGUGACCAUUUCAAAUCUGUUUUUGUUAAAACGAAAUUUAAAACUUUUGUUGCCCAAGCUCAGCUUAAAACACUAAAGAGAGAGAACCGAACAAAAACAACUAAAAACAAAAAAAAAA
Molecule: messenger RNA, 2007 nt
Organism: Drosophila innubila
Lineage: Eukaryota; Metazoa; Arthropoda; Insecta; Diptera; Drosophilidae
Gene: CCT2
Product: T-complex protein 1 subunit beta
Exons: 4
Coding region: 82-1689 (535 amino acids)
Biological process (GO): protein folding
Cellular component (GO): chaperonin-containing T-complex; cytosol
Molecular function (GO): ATP hydrolysis activity; ATP-dependent protein folding chaperone; ATP binding
Source: RefSeq, a predicted model, not a curated record